Messenger RNA from Bradysia coprophila, 1885 nucleotides. RefSeq lists its product as uncharacterized. The record is from RefSeq and is a predicted model, not a curated record. Lineage: Eukaryota; Metazoa; Arthropoda; Insecta; Diptera; Sciaridae.
GACUUACAAUUGCAGUGAGCGUGUCAGUAGGCAUCGGCAUCACAAAUCUAGAUUUAUUAAAAACCUGAACUCGUUUCAAAUACACGUUCAAUAUUCCGAGCCUGAAGCCACUUGAUCUUGAAGUAAUAAUUACGAAAGCAUACACUAGAUCGCCGAGACAAUCGAAAUGGAUAGCCCGGCUACGAAGCGAAAGAAAUGUUCGGCCGAUCCUACGGAAUCCAUAGAACCAUUGCUAUCCACAUCUGUUUCCAUACCAUUAAAGACCAAUGGCCGAGCUAAUGCAAAUCCAAUCGAUAUAUUUGCGUUGAAUGGUGAUUGUCUACGGAAUGUGUGCGAUUAUUGUAGCUUCGCCGACCUGUAUAAUAUGUGCAUAGCAAGUGAUAAACUGGAAAUUCAAAUCGUACAAAACGCUGUCAGAGGGCGUACCGUUAAGUUCAGCGAACUGGCUGAUAGCUGUAACAUUUUGGAUGUUUUUAGAAUAUUCGGCUCGAACAUGACCAAAUUGGACAUAGCCGAGAAGGAUAUUCAAUACAAAGAACGGAAAUUUUCAAAAUUUGAUGAAAUUUUGCGACUGAUAUCGACUCACUGUUCGAUGGACACCAUAAAGCAUUUGACUUUGCAGUACUGCAGUGGGACUACCAUCAAGAAACGUUUUCUGUAUGCAUCGCUUCCGUUCUUUCGUGGCAUCGAUUCGCUAAAAAUUGCCGAAACGGAUCAGUAUUCAUCCGACGAUUGCAUCAAUUAUUUCGAAUCCAACUGCGACUACAAUCCGGACGUGAAUAACUUCGUCGAGCGCAUUGUAUCGAAUGCGGUCAACAUCAGUUCACUUCAGCUGCAUAAUCUGAAGCUAUCGGGACGAUUGUUUUAUCUGCAACACAUGGAUAAUUUGAAGGAACUAUCCCUGGACGGUUGUAACAUACGUGUUCCCGAUGCAUUUCUGUCGUUUGUGCGUGGAAAACCGAAUUUGCAAUCGCUGACGUGGAGUAACUCGUCGUUGCGUGGCAUGGACACAAAUAGAUCGCAUUCGUCAAAUUUCGUGUACGAAUUGGUCGCUGAGAGUAUGCCAGAUUUGGCAGCUUUUCAUUAUUAUCCAAACGAAGGUUUCAUCAACGACAGUGACAAAUACGACAGCGAAUUUCUGUUCCGAAUGCCCGACUAUAGUCACCUUGCCAAGUUUAACAAUUUGAAAGAAUUAUCGAUUCCUGGAGUGACCAUUGCAGGUUUGAAUGUCCUCGCACAGAAGAACACCGUUGAAAAACUGCUAACCUGCUUUUCGAAAGCGCCUUCCAAUCGAAACAACAGUGCCUAUGACUUCAAAUUCUUGCAAAGUUUUAGUAGUUUGAAAUGCAUCCAACUAUUCACAUCAUUUGACGAUAGGGCUCAGAAAUUUAACAAGGAACUUCUGACAAAAGCACAAUAUCUAACGGAGUGCUAUCUGGACUUCUUUCAAAUUGACGAACAGCUGAUAACAAUAGCCCUUGAAUCAGCUCGAAAUCUGUCGAAGUUACACAUUUCGUUCAGAAGAGGUAGAUUUUCGACCGCUUUGUACGCGAAACUACGAGCGAUCAGAUCGAAACACAGUUCAGCCAGAAGUCCGUUGGUUAUUUGUCUGGAGAAAAAAUUGGCAAAACAGUUACUGUCUCGGUUAAAAACAAACUACCGACCGGAUGUUAUUGCAGUACAUGAUUCAGUUUAAAAUAUUUUCUUUUUCUUUUUUAAUUUAUUUUCUUUCUGAGAAAUUUUCUUUUUUGAUUUUUUUCUUCUUUUUGCUUGCUUUUGGCAACUUGUUGAUGUAAUAAAUCGAACGAUUUGAUUUUGAUUUAAAAUUUAUUUUUUAUGUUCUGUCAAUGAAGAGCAUUACCAAUGAUAACCAAGUUUAUGGAAA